AUGUCAGGAUCCGGACCACACAGAGUAUUUUACAAAGGUGAUGAAGCUGAUUUCGUUAUCUUCAUUGAAGACACUGAUUUAGUUGAAAAAUAUAAGAAGGGAGAUACAACAAUCCCAUUGAUCGAUAUUGUUGGAAUCUACAAAGUUUUUAUUAAUAGACAAGGUGGCAAUGAAGGUGUAUUAGAUGAAGCUUCCAAGCAAGAAUUAACUUUACAAUUCGGCAAAUCUGAUGUUGAUGAAAUUAUCAAGAUAAUCUUGAAAGAGGGAUCAGAUAAGAGUGGUACCCACUUGGGUAGAGGGGGUGCAUCCAAGAAUGAUUCAAUUGGUAAUACCUUUGUCAAUCACUAA
Molecule: messenger RNA, 348 nt
Organism: Debaryomyces hansenii CBS767
Lineage: Eukaryota; Fungi; Ascomycota; Pichiomycetes; Serinales; Debaryomycetaceae
Exons: 1
Coding region: 1-348 (115 amino acids)
Source: RefSeq, a predicted model, not a curated record